AUGGCGGUCGAUAUCAAAGUCCAAUCUGGGGAACCGACCGACCGCAUUGGCCUCCGCAACACCGCUGGCCGUUUCCCGCUCAAGUUGUUGACUCCCUCGUUUACGAAACGAUUUAUCUCGAUAAAACAUCAUGAUUAUACAAUGAGCUCGACAAAUUUUGCCGCUGCUCAGGAGCGCGUUCUGGAACGUCGUCGUCUCCGCGAAGCCGAAGCUCGCGCUAGAUUUGCGGAACAGCAGCGGACGUCGCCGGUUAACCAUCCUGCGUUCCAGAGACUCCCUUAUCCUUUGAAUAGAUUACCUGUCUCAGGUCUCUCAUUCUGGAAUACGAUAAAAGGUCGCGAGGGCAAUAGGCCUGCUUUCCGUGUUGGACAGGUCGAUGCUGAACUCUUGGAUGAGGAACUGUUAGGGUUACUGAAAGGGCAAGUCGGGAAUGCUUUGAAGUAUUUCGGGCCCCAAGCCCGUGAGGACUGGUCCCACGAAAUCCAAUUUGCUCUACGUGCAAUCUUAUUCAAGCUCUCGAUUUGGGACCACAACGCAUCUUAUGGAGCGGCCUUACAAAAUUUGAAAUACGUAGACACUCGCAGCAAGGGCCCGAUUCACUCAGCCCCAACAAAGUGGCAGAAGUCCUUGUAUGGUCUACUCACAGUUGGUGGUCGCUACGCCUGGGAGAAAUGGGAGAGCUGGUUGAUCAACCAAGAAGGCGGCUAUGACGAGCCGUCCCGAGAAGUGCGGAUACUGGCUCGUAUGACAGAUCUCAUUUCCACGACACACUCGAUCGCAGCUUUCAUCUCUUUCCUUGUAUUCUUAGUUAACGGUCGAUACCGAACAUUAGUCGACCGUAUCCUUCGCAUACGCCUCACUCCUCCCUCCGCACAGGCAAGCCGCGAGGUGUCGUUUGAAUAUUUGAAUCGACAACUUGUGUGGCACGCAUUCACGGAGUUCCUUUUGUUCCUGCUGCCUCUCGUGGGAAUCAGCAGAUGGCGACGAUGGAUAUCCCGAGCGUGGCGGAGAACAAUGUCUAGUAUUAGAUCAAGUGAUGGAGACUCCGAAGAAGCUGAGAAGCAAGGAGAGUUAGCAUUCCUUCCCGAAAGGACCUGCGCAAUAUGUUACAAAGCGAGUAAUCCAGAGUCCGCAACAGAAAGCGAAGUGAUCGCUGCAUCGGCGGCCUCUGGGGGUAUCCUCGGGUCCGCGCAGACGGACAUUACAAAUCCUUAUGAGGCAAUCCCAUGUGGCUGCGUAUACUGCUUCGUCUGUUUAGUGCAAAAGGUCGAGGGAGAGGAAGGAGAAGGUUGGAUUUGUCUACGCUGCGGUGAGAUUGUUAAGAAAUGCAAACCCUGGCACGGUGAUGUCCUUGAGGAGGCUCGACCUCAGUCAAGCUCAGGGAAAAUUGUUGGCUUUGCUGUAGACGAUGAUUCUGGUGCCCCUCGUGAUGAGCCUGAGAAAGGGGUGGAUGGUUCCGUUGAGAAAUCGGGCCCACUGCAGGACUCUAUCUCAGAUGAAGAGCUACAACACUCUGGCCAGUGGUCUACGAUUGGCCGAGAAUCAGAUUAG
Aspergillus oryzae RIB40 is the source of this 1551-nucleotide messenger RNA. Its product is annotated as pex2/pex10/pex12 family protein. The transcript is spliced from 4 exons. The record is from RefSeq and is a predicted model, not a curated record. Gene Ontology annotation, molecular function: zinc ion binding. Gene Ontology annotation, cellular component: peroxisomal membrane. Bases 1 to 1551 code for a protein of 516 amino acids. Gene Ontology annotation, biological process: protein import into peroxisome matrix. Lineage: Eukaryota; Fungi; Ascomycota; Eurotiomycetes; Eurotiales; Aspergillaceae.